Gregarina niphandrodes is the source of this 423-nucleotide messenger RNA. RefSeq lists its product as hypothetical. The transcript has a single exon. Bases 1 to 423 code for a protein of 140 amino acids. Lineage: Eukaryota; Apicomplexa; Conoidasida; Eugregarinorida; Gregarinidae. The record is from RefSeq and is a predicted model, not a curated record.
AUGUUUUCGGCUGACACGGUCGCCAAGUAUAAGGAAGAAUUUAGCGAAAUGUGGUUCAACACCCCUUGUGGGGAAGGCAUGUGGCCUCGGGCGACAAUUACUAACGAGUGGAAGCCCAGUUGCAGGUGGAAGCCCAGUUGCAGGUGUCCCAAACUUAGAGUCACAUGCCAGACGGCGAAUGACGCAGGCGAGAAGCUCUAUGUCUCCGUCGACACUUACGGCAUGCAGGACAGCCCCAUGUUUAUGGCCUACCACAACGUCUUCCCUGACUCCAACAUAACAGGAUACGGAACGGCCUUCCCCAUUAAAAGAUGCUUCUACCAAUGCCUCACUCAACUCUUCCAAGACUCGCCGCCUCCUUUCAAAGAGAAAGGUUAUCUACGUCAAGGCAAACCUGCGGACCGCUUAGUGGCCGUCGGCUGA